Ahaetulla prasina is the source of this 4115-nucleotide messenger RNA. RefSeq names its product cholinergic receptor nicotinic alpha 5 subunit (gene CHRNA5). The record is from RefSeq and is a predicted model, not a curated record. NCBI's taxonomy places the organism in Eukaryota, Metazoa, Chordata, Lepidosauria, Squamata, Colubridae. The transcript has 6 exons. Gene Ontology annotation, cellular component: postsynaptic membrane; neuron projection; synapse. Gene Ontology annotation, molecular function: transmembrane signaling receptor activity; acetylcholine-gated monoatomic cation-selective channel activity. Gene Ontology annotation, biological process: signal transduction; nervous system process; monoatomic ion transmembrane transport. The coding region runs from base 194 to 1528 and encodes 444 amino acids.
AGAAGCGGCUCCGCUUUUUCGUCCGCGUCCGGCGGCCGCUUUUGCCGCGCGGGGCCAUGGCCGAGGCUCCCCUGAUGCUCCUGAUGCUCCUCUUCGCCGGCCGCGGAGCCUCCGCCGGCCGUUUUCUGGGUAACGCCGAGACACGCGUCAAGCCCGCGCUCGUGUGAAUGCCCCGGGAGCCGAGACGCGCGUCAUGCGCCAAAAAAGAGCGCGCGAGGAAGACAGUACAUCUGAACCUUCUUUUAUUGCUAAAAGUGAAGACCGCUUAUUUAAAUAUUUAUUUGAAGACUAUGAACGAUGGGUUCGUCCAGUCGAGCAUUUGAAUGAUACCAUCAAAGUGAAAUUUGGUCUUGCAAUUUCCCUGUUGGUGGAUGUGGAUGAGAAAAACCAAUUGAUGACCACAAAUGUUUGGCUGAAGCAGGAAUGGGUUGAUGUAAAGCUGAAGUGGGAUCCCGAGGACUAUGCCGGAAUAACAUCUAUCCGUGUCCCUUCAGCUUCCCUAUGGAUUCCAGACAUUGUUCUAUAUGAUAAUGCAGACGGUCAUUUUGAAGGGACGUCUACGAAGGCCAUAGUGAAGCACGAUGGCACCAUUGUUUGGACCCCACCUGCAAACUAUAAAAGCUCUUGCACCAUUGACGUCACUUAUUUUCCAUUUGACCUCCAGAACUGCUCCAUGAAGUUUGGCUCGUGGACAUACGAUGGUUCUCAGGUGGAUAUAAUCCUUGUGGAUGAAGAAGUAGACAAAAGAGAUUUCUUUGAUAACGGAGAAUGGGAAAUAGUAACAGCAACGGGUAUCAGAAGGAACAGAACUGAUGGAAGCUGCUGGUACCCCUUUAUUACCUACUCGUUCAUCAUUAGGCGCUUGCCUCUCUUUUACACGCUCUUCCUCAUUAUUCCAUGCAUAGGGCUGUCUUUCUUAACCAUCCUCGUCUUCUACCUUCCCGCCUACGAAGGUGAGAAGAUCUCUCUCUGCACUUCCGUUCUGGUCUCGCUCACCGUCUUCCUUCUAGUCAUAGAAGAAAUUAUUCCCUCAUCUUCUAAAGUCAUACCUCUGAUUGGCGAAUACUUGGUCUUCACCAUGAUUUUUGUGACCUUAUCUAUAGUCAUCACUGUCUUUGCUAUUAACGUUCAUCACCGGUCCUCGUCGACGCACAGCGCGAUGGCGCCGUGGGUCCGCAAAAUAUUUCUCCACAAGCUCCCCAGACUGCUUUGUAUGAGAAGCCACGUCGAUAGGUACUCGGUACCAAAAGAAGAAGAGGCCACGGGCACCCAGGGAUCCGAGGAAUCUAGGAAUACCUUGGAAGCAGCCUUAAAUUCUGUCCGGUAUAUUAUAAGACACAUUGUCAAAGAGAAUGAAGUACAUGAGGUUGUGGAUGACUGGAAAUUUAUAGCGCAGGUGCUGGAUCGUGUGUUCCUAUGGCUGUUCUUUCUGGUUGCAGUUACUGGAUCCCUGGCCCUGUUUCUUCCUGUAAUUCAUAAAUGGGCAAGCAAAACAGUACCAAUCCAUGCUGGGAUUGUGAAUAAAUAAGUGUGUGAGCAGGGGCAGAAUUCUAGCAGUGUUUCUAGGUAUGCUAAUUCCUAGAUGUGUUUAAGUUCUUUCUAAACUAAUAAUGAAAUGUCUGAGAAUGCAAUUGGGAGGGGAAAAUUCAUGGGGAUAUUUAACCAGAAAAAUUGUAAGAUGGAUUCCCCCCGCCCUCCUCUUAAUUAUAGCCUAUCUGGAUGCCAUCAGUAUUCUAAUAUUAUUUGCAGAUUAUUAUAGAAAAAAGUAUUAACAUGACACUUUAACAUUUAAGGUGUCUAAUAUGCCCAUCAUUGAAACUGCUGCAGCAAUGGAUGAGAAGUUUUGUCAGGGGUCAGAUGCCCGGGCAGUUGGUUCUUCUGGAUCCGGAGACAAUGAGCACACCAACAAAUAAAGAGAUUUUUUUUAAAGUUUUAUUAUUAAGCAAACAAAUUUAAAAACACAGCAAAAAAAGCACAUCUACCAAGCAAGACGGUACCGAAAUCUCUUGCAAGCUGUCAGGACCUUCUUAAUAACAAUAGCACAGAUGUUCCAGUGCCAGGUUCUCCGCAGAAGCUCCCAACUUAAAAGCCAGUAUUAGGGUUUUUAUUAAAAGUUGGCACCAUGAUUUCCAUGGCUCUUGUUUCUAUAGUCACAAGGCUGCAAAACCUGACCUUGGCUAGGUGGCCCAUCACUCGAAACACAGAGGUUUUCACAGAUUAAAAAAAAAAAAAAGCUUUGCACUAUGUGAAGAUUCCACAGCCCCUCUUCGCCUUUAUGCAAUAAACAAAAGCUUUUUUUUUUAAAGCACAUUAGCUCAGAAUGAACUCUGAAGGUCUACACCAGGGGUUAGAAAAGUCUAAGGGGUGUCCAAGCUUGGCAACUUUAUGACUGAACUUCAAUUCCCGGAAUUCCCCAUCCAGCUGGCUGGGGAAUUCUGGGAGUUGAAGUCCAUGGGUCUUAAAUUUGGCAAGGUUGGACACCCCUUAGACUUUUCUUAAUGUGAAGGAAUCUCUUCUUGAAUCUCUUAACACCUUACAAAAUUAACCACAAAUCUCCAUCUUAUGCGUAUACUAUUAUGUGUUCUUUCCAUAUACCUUUAUUGCUGCUAUCCAUGUAUUUUAUGCCGUAUGCUAAAUAAAUGAAUGUGAAGGAGAAAUCAAAAUAUGCCACUAAAACUCCUCAAAACACAACGGUCUUCCGCAUUGGCAUUACCAAGGAAUACAGAAGGUUUUAGAUAUAUAUUUUUUUAGUCCGUUCAUGUGACGUGUGAGUAAUCGUAGCAGAUGAGGGUUCUUCAUCUCUCACUCUUAGCAUUUGAUUCCCAAACUGUCACUCAGAAUUAAGCUCAGUUUGCCAAGGAACAAGUGGGAAGGUUGAAAAGUGUAAGGCAAAGAAAGUUGUAAAAUAUGCAAGUGCUCCAUGGAGCGUUUUGGACUUCCUAAUGCAAUUUCCCUUCUAAAUCCAAUUUUUAUUGUGCUGUGAUAACACAAUAACAGCGAGGACAAUUAACCAGUGGAACAGUUUGCCUCCAGAAGUUGUGGGUCCUUCAUCACUGGAGGUUUUUAAGAAGAGACUGGAGGAUCUUUUGCCUGAAAUAGGAUCGCCUCCUUGAGCAGGGGGCUGGACUAGAAGACCUCCAAGGUCCCUCCCAGCUUGAUUCUGAUUCUGAUUUUAACCAAAGCAAAGACACCCUCCAAUCCUGCUCAACUCUCAUGCAGUUUUCUUCAUAGCCUUACAAAAGCAAUUCGUUAUUCCUUUCUUAGAAGAUUUUAUUUGACUUCACAGUCUAAUCCACUUGCUGAAAAAGAUGUGUUGAUUGUAGAAGUUGCACAUGAAGUAUCUGGGGCGUGCUCCUUUAUGCGUUUUUAUUAAGCACAAAUACCCUCCAUGUUCUGUGAAGAAAAUCUGUGCUAUAUAAGUAGCCCUCGAAUUAAAAUCAACAGUCAAAUCAUGGAAUGAAAAAUAUGCUACAACAAAGGUAACUAGAGACAGUAGAUAUUAUUUUAAUAUCGUCUAAACACACUUUUAGAAAGAUAGUAGACAGUUGGAAAUCUUUUGUGUCAAUUACACAAUAGAUCAGAAAUGAACGUUUGCAGUGAUAUGAGCUGGAGUACUUCAUCGUUCUAGUUGUAUUUUGUGUAUUGCUGGGAAUUUUUAAAUAUUUUUUAAAAAAUCAGAUUUAUUUUUAGAUUUUAGAAGUGUACUGAAUGCACUUUAAGGGUGAUAAUUAUAGAAAAUAAAUUAAACUUUGCAUUUGAUACUUGCUGUUUGUUAUUAAGUUUGUAAAUUCAAGGGGAAUUUUUAAAUUACAUUAUAUUUCAUUAGGAAACCAUCAUUUGGAAAGUGGGUUAAUUAAAGAUUCCUUAAUAUUUAUCUGCAUUGCUUAGGGGGUUUCGUCUCUUCCUCUCACCCUUUUUAAUCUAAGUAGCUGAGAUUUGUUGCCUUUAGUGGAAAAACCAUUCCUGGUCUUUUCAUUUGAUUUAGCUUCCUUGAGACCAGAAGCUGAAAACCAGUGCUUACUAUCAUCUUAUUUUCAUUUGUCUGCUGCAAUAUCCCAUGUUAAUAAACAAUUCUCCAAAUCCUUAUAAAUGUUCCCUUUUCCUUUUAAUCUACU